AUGCCUUCUGCAGAGAAUCCUACCACGUACGGUUUUAUUGGCCUUGGGCUAAUGGGCCUGCCCAUGUGCAAAAAUCUCGCCAGCAAGCUUUCUCAUGGCGAACGCAUCAGAGUCUUGGACCUCAACGAGGCAGCUAUGGAUCAACUCUACAACGAGUUUCCUAAGCAAAUCACAAAAUGUUCUUCGCCAGCUCAAGUUGCCGAGGGCGCUGAGGUCAUUGUGACUAUGCUCCCAGAGGGUCGUCACGUCCAGUCAGUCUACAUUUCGGGUCCCGAAGCGCUCAGCACCGUUUCUUUGAACGGGAAGCUCUUGAUCGACUGCUCAACAAUCGACACUGCAACCUCGCUCGGUAUUAAGGACUACCUGAGCACGGAAUUUCCCACUGCCUCCUUCUACGACGCUCCAGUCAGCGGAGGCGUCAUAGGGGCCGUCAAGGGAAGCAUCUCCUUCUUUGUCGGAUGCGAUGAUGCCACCGAUCCCAACUUUGCCACCAAGAUUCAGCCCGUCCUGCGCUACAUGGGUGGAAAGGUCAUCCCCUGUGGUGGGCCGUCACUGGGACUGACGGCCAAGCUCUGCAACAACUACCUCUCGGGCAUCCUCACGAUUGCGUGCUCCGAGACAUUCAAUAUCGGCAUGCGCGCAGGCCUCAACCCCAAGAAGCUAUACGACGUGCUGCACGCGGGUUCAGCGCAAAAUACUAUCGCCGACAAGUUUUGUCCCGUGCCCAACGUCGAUCCUAAUAGCCCGAGUAGUCACGGAUACACUGGUGGUUUCCGCAUGGCGCUGAUGCUCAAGGACUUUACGCUCGCUACGCAGAUGGCAGAGCGGGCGGGAGCUGAGAGAGUCUUGGGAACCAAGGGCUUGGAAAUGUAUAGCUUGCUGAGUGGAGAGGAAGAGUACAAGGAUUUAGAUGUGAGGGCAAUGUUUAGAUACAUUGGAGGGCAAGAGGACUGGGAACAACAGGAGGAAAGUCGGGAUGCCCGGAGUGUGGAAAGGAAUGGCAGUGGCACGAAUGGGCAUUAG
Fusarium vanettenii 77-13-4 is the source of this 1023-nucleotide messenger RNA. RefSeq lists its product as uncharacterized. The record is from RefSeq and is a predicted model, not a curated record. Gene Ontology annotation, cellular component: mitochondrion. The transcript has a single exon. Gene Ontology annotation, biological process: L-valine catabolic process. Bases 1 to 1023 code for a protein of 340 amino acids. Gene Ontology annotation, molecular function: NADP binding; NAD binding; 3-hydroxyisobutyrate dehydrogenase activity. Lineage: Eukaryota; Fungi; Ascomycota; Sordariomycetes; Hypocreales; Nectriaceae.